CGGCUGGGGUGGUGGCUGCUGCCUUGAGCGAUCGCGGAGGGAGGGGAGGCGGGCUGCGCGGUGUGGCCGGAGGAGGUGAACCGCCAUGGGCUGCUUCUUUUCCAAGCGGAGGAAGCAGGCCAAAGAGCCGAAGCCCGGCGGCGAGAGCGGGGACGGAGACGUCGCGGUGCCGUCGGAGGCCGAGAAGCAGCCGCAGUACAGCUGGGACCAGCGAGCCAAGAUUGAUCCUAAAGACUACAUGUUUUCUGGACUCAAGGAUGAAACAGUGGGACGUUUACCUGGGAAAGUUGCAGGGCAACAGUUUGUUAUUCAGGACUGUGAAAACUGCAAUAUCUACAUCUUUGACCACUCGGCUACAAUCACUAUUGAUGACUGUACAAACUGCCGAAUAUUUUUAGGACCUGUGAAAGGCAGCGUGUUUUUCCGUGAUUGCAAAGAUUGUAAAUGUGUAGUGGCUUGCCAGCAGUUUCGUACCCGGGACUGCAGAAAGAUGGACGUCUUUCUUUGCUGUGCCACCCAACCCAUCAUUGAAUCAUCUACAGGUAUGAAGUUUGGGUGUUUCCAGUACUACUAUCCAGAGCUGGCUUUGCAGCUGAAAGAUGCAGGGCUGAGCAUCUUUAACAAUACAUGGAGCAAUAUCCAUGAUUUCACACCAGUAUCGGGAGAGAACAACUGGAGUCUUCUAGCUGUGGACGCUUUAGUUCAGGACCAUGUACCACUGCCAACUGCUGAGGAACUGAAAGCUGUCAGGAUUUCAAUGGAUGCCAACAGGAGCAUAAUUCCAGUUACGCAGGGUAGACGUCCAAAGCACAGUGAAGAAUCUUGCCUGGCAGUAUUCUUUGCUGGGGAUUAUACAACUGCCAAUGCCAGAAUGUUAAUUGAUGAGAUGACUGGCAAAGGCUUCUGGUUAGUUCAGACUAAAGAGGUUUCCAUGAAAGCUGAUGAUGCUCGACGAGUGUUCCAGGAAAGAGCGCCUGAAUUUAUCCCUUUACUUGAAAAAGGUCCCGUUGUUGCUCUAGAGUUCUGUGGUGACGGUUCUGUAGCAGCGUGCCAAGACAUUGUUGUCAAUGUCUUCAGUGGAGCUAAGGUUUUUGUAUCGGAGGACAAGGCAUCGGCUUCCAGAGAAGUAGACAGCUUCUAUAAUUUUGCUGAUAUGCAGAUGGGAAUGUGAAGUAGACAUAAGCAUCUUAUUGACGGUUGAGAUGUACUUUAGGUUUGUAUAGCACUCAGUUGAUAGUCGGACACUUUGAAGAAAAACAAGAAGUUGCCUUUACAAA
Messenger RNA from Lacerta agilis (Sand lizard), 1277 nucleotides. RefSeq names its product RP2 activator of ARL3 GTPase (gene RP2). The record is from RefSeq and is a predicted model, not a curated record. The transcript has 5 exons. Gene Ontology annotation, biological process: post-Golgi vesicle-mediated transport. Gene Ontology annotation, cellular component: periciliary membrane compartment; cilium. The coding region runs from base 86 to 1171 and encodes 361 amino acids. Gene Ontology annotation, molecular function: GTPase activator activity. NCBI's taxonomy places the organism in Eukaryota, Metazoa, Chordata, Lepidosauria, Squamata, Lacertidae.